This is a messenger RNA of Oryza brachyantha (malo sina), 1293 nucleotides long. RefSeq names its product tetrapyrrole-binding protein, chloroplastic. Lineage: Eukaryota; Viridiplantae; Streptophyta; Magnoliopsida; Poales; Poaceae. The transcript has a single exon. Gene Ontology annotation, cellular component: chloroplast. Bases 94 to 1104 code for a protein of 336 amino acids. The record is from RefSeq and is a predicted model, not a curated record. Gene Ontology annotation, biological process: chloroplast-nucleus signaling pathway. Gene Ontology annotation, molecular function: tetrapyrrole binding.
UCUGUGAAGGUCUCCAUCUAGUUGUGAUAGCCAGUAUCCUCACCUCACCCACAGCCCACCAAUCACAGCACUCCUUUGUAUUCUCUCUCCUACAUGCACACACACACCCCUCUACAAAGCCACCACCAGCAAAAUGUUCACAAACCCUUGACAGCCUCAGGUCAGGUAAACAAUCCUCUCCCUCAGUUGAACCCCAUCCACUUCUUUAUCAUCCUUUCCCUCCCUUUCCUCCCCUCAUUUCCAUUUCCAGGAGCAGCUUGGCUCCUCCCCUCCUCUCUCUCUUCUUCUGCCAUGGCAAAUGCUUCUCUCCGGUCCUUUCUUCUUCACCACCACCAUUCUUUCCUCAGCAGCAGCCAUGAAGGAUCCUCCCCUCCUGUGGUACUCAGGCUCACAGCCAACACUAACACCAGCACCAGCACCAGCAUUUCCUUCAAGCUCUUCUCCAACACCACCUCAUCAUCAUCAGUGACCACAGCCUCAAGCCCCAACUCAUCAGCUCCAACUCCGGCGACCCCCACCACGCCUCCUCCGCCGUCGCUGGAGCUCCUGGGCAGCCAGCUCGCCGGGAGGGAUUACCGCGGGGCCGACGAGACCACCCGCGCGCUCCUCAUCGAGCUUGCCGGUGAGCCCGCGCGGCGCCGCGGGUACGUCUUCUUCUCGGAGGUGCAGUUCAUCUCCACUGAGGACCUCCGGGCCAUCGACGCGCUCUGGAGGGAGCACAGCGGCGGCAAGUUCGGGUACAGCGUGCAGCGGCGGCUGUGGGAGAAGUCGCGCCGCGACUUCACCCGCUUCUUCAUCAGGGUGGGCUGGAUGAAGAAGCUGGACACCGAGGUGGAGCAAUUCAACUACAGGGCCUUCCCUGAUGAGUUUGUGUGGGAGCUGAGUGAUGACACACCUGAGGGGCACCUGCCUCUCACCAAUGCCCUCAGAGGGACACAGCUCCUGGGGAACAUACUCACACACCCUGCCUUUGGGGAGGGCCAAGAAGAGGAAGCAGAGUUGGAGAGUGAGACACCUGCAGCCACUGGUCAGAGCAAGGAUGACAACAAAGGGAAGGAGAGGCCAAAGUUCAUGAGAGAUUUCAAGCCUGACUACUCCUUUUGAAGAUGGGGCUGUCAGCAUGGAAGUUUGUGAUGCAGAGAUGCUGUUGUGGUGCAAUUAAUUUAGAAAGGAAAGAAAUGGGAACAUGUAUCUGUAGUUCCAUCUGGUUUGUUAUGUCCUAAACAUGCGUGGGAAACUGCACAAUAUAUUAUGAAUAUAAUUGUUUGAGAAGCUGUUUGCUCUGCACAUGAA